Gavialis gangeticus (Gharial) is the source of this 2144-nucleotide messenger RNA. It is a transcript of the gene CHKA, whose product is annotated as choline kinase alpha. Gene Ontology annotation, molecular function: ethanolamine kinase activity; choline kinase activity. The transcript is spliced from 13 exons. NCBI's taxonomy places the organism in Eukaryota, Metazoa, Chordata, Crocodylia, Gavialidae. Bases 1 to 1239 code for a protein of 412 amino acids. The record is from RefSeq and is a predicted model, not a curated record. Gene Ontology annotation, biological process: CDP-choline pathway; phosphatidylethanolamine biosynthetic process. Gene Ontology annotation, cellular component: cytoplasm.
AUGGAGGUGCUGGGACCAGGGGAGGGGGAGCUGUGGGCAUGGCUGGGGGAGGGAGAUGCAGCCCGGGGCGGGGAGCUGGCGGCGGGUAGCGAGGAGCCGCUGCCGCAGCAGCCGGACCCGCGUACGCGGCGCCGCGCGUUCCUGUGGUGCAAGGAGUUCCUGCCGGGCGCCUGGCGGGGGCUGCGCGAGGACCAGCUGCACCUCGCGCCCAUCAGAGGUGGCCUCAGCAAUGUGCUAUUCCAGUGUUCAUUACCUGACUCCGUAGAGACGAUUGCAGAUGAGCCACGAACAGUCCUCCUUCGUCUAUAUGGUGCAAUUCUACAGAUGAGAUCCUGUAACAAGGGAGGUUCUGGACAGGCUCAGAAGGAAAAUGACUUAACAGGGGCAGAAGCCAUGGUUCUGGAGAGUGUUAUGUUUGCCAUUCUUGCAGAGAGAGCUCUUGGCCCAAAACUGUAUGGGAUCUUUCCACAAGGCCGACUAGAAGAAUUCAUUCCAAGCAGAAAGCUAGACACUGAAGAAUUAAGCUUACCUGACAUAUCGGCUGAAAUAGCUGAGAAAAUGGCCAGAUUUCAUGGCAUGAAAAUGCCAUUUAAUAAAGAACCCAAGUGGCUUUUUGGGACAAUGGAAAAGUACUUAAAUCAAGUGCUAAAGAUAAAAUUUACCAAAGAAUCCCGAAUUAGAAAACUGAAUAAACUCCUCAGUUACAAUCUGCCCCAAGAAAUUAAAAGCCUGAGGUCUAUGCUGGAAGCCACUUCAUCACCCGUUGUAUUUUGCCACAAUGACUGUCAGGAAGGUAACAUUUUGCUUCUGGAAGGCAGAGAGGAUUCUGAAAAUCAAAAGCUGAUGCUUAUUGACUUUGAGUAUAGCAGCUACAACUACAGAGGAUUUGAUAUUGGAAACCACUUCUGUGAAUGGAUGUAUGACUAUACGUAUGAAAAAUACCCAUUCUUCAAAGCCAGUUUUCUGAAGUAUCCCACCAGGAAACAACAGCUUCAUUUUUUCUCUAACUAUCUGACUGCCUUCCAAAAUGGUUUUGAAAAUCUGAGCAAUCAAGAAAAGUUGAAAAUAGAAGAAGAAAUGUUGACAGAAGUCAAUAGGUUUGCCCUUGCAUCACACUUCUUCUGGGGCCUGUGGUCCAUUAUACAGGCAAAGAUCUCAUCCAUUGAGUUUGGCUACCUGGACUAUGCACUAUCAAGAUUUGAUGCAUACUUUGACCAGAAGAAGAAGCUUAAAGUAUGAAUGCAAGAAGAGUGGACAAUCUUACUGUACAAAGAAAGCAGCUGGACAAACUUCCACUGUGCUUAGGCUACUGUAUCUGUAAUGAAGGUGUUUGGAUUUCAAAAUAUUGGAAUCCAGAUGUUCAAUACUGAAGACUGCAAAAAUAACCGACUUGUUUACAGUUCAAGGAUCUUUGGAAUGAGAUUGGGAGGCAAAAGCAUAAUACAAACAGUGCAAUAUCCUUUUAAUCUAGAAAGCAUUUUUACAUUAUGGGAGAAGCUUACAGAUACCACAUGCAUCAAAAACAAGCAGUGUUACUAUGGGUACUUUUUCAGGGGGUUUUUUGACGUGCAGGUGAAUGUUACGUGACCAGAAUAGUUGUAAAUGGUAAUGCAUUGUAGACACUACUGGUUUAUUGAGAACCAAUUGUGUGUAUGCCGGGCAACUUAAACUGUGAAGUUGGCUGAAAGGCCUUGUUAGGAGAUUCCGUUCAAUGUGGCCUAUGAACACUCUUGAGAGAGCUGCUGGUACAUUUUAAAACACCCUUUAACCAUUUUGUUGUUAGACAUAUUAAAGCAGCCUGCUCUUAAAGUGCUGCCUGUAUUAAAGAUUAAUGUGCUUCUCCUUGGUGUCUCUGUCAACUGAAAUGUGAAUUAAUCUUGACCUAGAUACUCUGGAGAGAGUUGAAUGGCUUGAUCAUUCCACGUUCUUCACCAAGAACAUGCUUUAUUACCCAGGCUGGCUGUCUGAUGCUUGCACGGGGAGUUUUCUGGGCCGGCAGUAUUGGGAUGAGUGCCUUGAAUUAUGCUAAUUACUCUCCAAAUAACUGGAUUGCCAUUGAUGGUUCCAAUUAGAGCAAGUCCUCCUUGCUGAGCGUAGCUACAACCCUGCAGUGCAAGGAGAGGGAGGAAUGGGGAGGGGGUUGG